This is a messenger RNA of Monomorium pharaonis (pharaoh ant), 2645 nucleotides long. RefSeq lists its product as uncharacterized. NCBI's taxonomy places the organism in Eukaryota, Metazoa, Arthropoda, Insecta, Hymenoptera, Formicidae. The record is from RefSeq and is a predicted model, not a curated record. The transcript has a single exon. Bases 1280 to 2641 code for a protein of 453 amino acids.
UCAAAUCAUAUAUCAUAACUCUUAAAAAAAAUCGUUAUUUAUAAUAAAUUAUUAUACAUAUGAAGAACAUUUCAAAACUUGCACCUACUCCUUUUGCUAUUUUGAAUUGAUUUUCAAUUUCUGUGAUUUCUCAUUGUUGUACGGUUUUAAAGUAAUGAAGAAAAAAACGAUAAAAUAUAUUUUUUUAAUUAUACGUAGUUGAUAAAUAAAAAAUAUAUUGUAAAAACAUAAUAAAAAACAAAUUUAAAGUCCAUAGAAUAUAUUUUUAUACAUGCGUAAUGAAUUACCUUUCAAUGUUGAUUGUAAUAUUGUAAUUAUAUUGUUGGCAUCCUCCAACAACUUUAUAAGUUUCUCCUUAGUAGGACUUUUUUUGUCUUUUAUCUCUUCAUCAGAGGAAUACGUCGUCGAAAGACUUCGAGACGAAUUUAUAGACUCGUCCAAAUCUUUCAUUUUUCUUUUUUUGCUACUUGUGUUACUGUUUGAGAAUUAGUGAAGUUUUCACUAGUUCUCGCCCCGUCAGGUGGCAGCAUCCAUCGAUCACCGAGCGCAUGGAUCGCUAAACGCCGACAGCGCACGGUAGCGCUGGCGGUCACGUUCAGUUUCUACUCUCUAGUGCUCAUGGCCCCGGCCUAGUGUGUAUACGCAGCUCAGAUAGAAUAGUAAAUCGAGUGAAUCUAGUAAUUGUGAGAAUUCAUCAGGGAUUCUAGUGCUCAUCUCGUUCAACUCAUCUCAGCCACGUUCGCCUAAGGAGAAAACGUAGCAGACAACUCCGGUGCAUCAACAAGGACCUUCUCAUCGCUCAGCACGCGCAGCGCGCGCCGGCGCCACGUGCUCAACACGGCUCACGGGCAUCCUCACAUUAAGGUGAUAGAUUAAUAAAAUUGACUCACGCAAGUGCUCAUCGGACAGUAAGUUAGCAUACAGGACUCAACGUGUAUCCUAGUGUGAUUAAAAUGACAUUCUGUGAUAUAGCAUGACGAUAGCCACAGACAUCUCCGCAUUUCGUGCUGUAAUUUAUUAGUAAAAUAAAUUGUAUUAAUAUCUGACUCCACGACGCCCUUUCUCACCCUCGUGAACAUCCACAGGGCAUAACCGCGAGCUCACGCGAGCAUUUCGCAUACAUUUUGGUCCUUCGAGCCGGAUCGUGGAUCAUCCAGCGAAGUGCGAGGAAUCACGUCGUGAUCACGCAGCGAGCACGUGACCUACUCAACCGAGCCUCUCAAAACCAAUAUCGUUCGUCUCAUCCCUGCUCAUCGCGGAAGGUUUUCACUCGCUCAACAUGUCGGAGCCGAACAAACAGCUCAAGGCCGACCGUCCUGUCACACCGCAGCUAGACGUGCCAUCGGAGGAACGGGCGUCCUCUCGAAAUGUCUCACCUGUGCGCCUUUCCGCCGAACUUGCGCUUAAGGUACAUACGCAGCUCGGUCGACUCACCACAAUGAAGCGGAUCUCGGAAAUGAUUCCGUCAACUCAUGACGAGACCUCCUUGGAGGAGCUCGCUCAACUACUGCACACCCUAGAAGAGACUCAUAAGGCAUUUCUCAAGGAGCACGCAUAUUUUGAAGUGUCGUGGCCUGCGGCGCUCAUCAAUCACGAAUAUUUUGCACGGGGUACUCAUGGCGAAGAGGCACUAGUCUAUAUGACUGCUCGACGCAACAUAGGCCGGCUCCGCAGCUCACUUUCCGCUGUCGCGGCUCCCACGGGGACACACGCCACGGAAGAUCUCAAUAGAGACUCUCGUCUCCCUGACAUUUCGCUCCCUAGCUUUUCGGGUGACUACUCGAAGUGGCCGGAAUUCAGGGAUCUUUUCGGGAGUAUGAUCAUCGACGACAAGCGUCUCACACAGGUAGAGCGAUUACAUUACCUGCGCUCAUGCUUGUCGGGAACGCCGGCUCAGCUCAUUGGAGGAUUACCCAUGCAAGGCAACUCAUUCGGGCCCUCGUGGAAACUGCUCUCCGAUAAGUAUGAAAAUCCACGACUUCUCAUCCAUGCUUAUCUGGAUAGGAUAUUUGGCGACUCAACCCCCGCUCCACGCAGGGCCGCCGCCCUGGACAAGGUUAUCGCUGGUACACGGGAGGCGCUCUCAGCUCUGGAGGCCUUGGGAGUCACUCGGGACAUGUGGGAUUGCAUCAUUGUCUAUCAGGUGAGCAAAAGGCUGGAUCGAGUUACCAAAGAACAAUGGGAGACUGCGCAAGGUGCCAUGAAGGAAUACCUUCGAUUUGAUCAACUUGAAGAGUUCCUUCAUUCAAAGAUAGGCGCCCUCGAACGAAUUGAGGCAGAUCCUGCCUCAGCGAGCCCAGGCACAUCUCGGGUGUCCUCCAGAAGGGCAACAGCUCACCAAGUGUCUCAAACGCCCGCAUCCGAUCCAGCUUCCACAUUGUAUCCCUGUGACUGCUGCAAUGGGCAGCACUUUGUGGUGACGUGUGCCCGGUUCAGGGAUCUCUCUGCAGCAGACCGGCACAAGCUUGCCGUCUCGAAGAGGCUCUGCUUUAAUUGCCUUGGACGUCACAACGUUAAGGCGUGCAAGAGCCAGCGAGGUUGCAAGAAGUGCAACCAUCGCCAUCACACUAUGCUGCACGAGGCACACGGCUCAGCUCAGACUGCUCAACCAGCCAGCUCAACGACUCAGUCGAACCAGUGAGAAC